Phytophthora sojae is the source of this 541-nucleotide messenger RNA. RefSeq lists its product as hypothetical. The transcript is spliced from 5 exons. The coding region runs from base 20 to 541 and encodes 173 amino acids. The record is from RefSeq and is a predicted model, not a curated record. Lineage: Eukaryota; Oomycota; Peronosporomycetes; Peronosporales; Peronosporaceae.
CGACCAAGCAGGGCGGAACAUGCUGGAGACUCGCCGCAAGCUGCUCAACGCGGCGCUGGGCGGCAACAUGGUGCUGUCGUGCGCUCUGCUGCUGACCACCAUGUUCCUGCUGGAGACGCCGUACGUGGGCUUUAACGCUGCAGUCACCGCCGGCGUCUACGUGGUCUUCACGUUCGUGGCCAUCGUCAUCCUCAACAAAACGCCGUCCGCCUUCUCGAUUGGAUUCCUGGUCGGAGCUUCGUUCUUGGUGCUGGUGCUGGCCUUCCAAGGGGCUCUCUACUGGGGGCUGGAGGCACGCAAUAGCCCGCGACGAGCGACUCCUGGAUAUGUGGCGUCUGGACUUCACGCGGUGAUCUUUGUGGUGCAGUGUGUGGUGACAACUGUCGUGGUCAAGUCCAAGGAGGACGUUAUCGAUACAUACGCAGCGUACGAGUACAUCCCGGACACCGGAUAUACCAUCGACAACGUGAUGCUCACCAACAUCUCACGCACAGCAUCACCUAUCAAUUACCAGGCGACAAUCCCCACCGCAGACAUUUGA